This is a messenger RNA of Cuscuta campestris, 739 nucleotides long. The record is from the annotation of a GenBank genome assembly. NCBI's taxonomy places the organism in Eukaryota, Viridiplantae, Streptophyta, Magnoliopsida, Solanales, Convolvulaceae.
CACAUGGCGGAUUGCGCCUCCAUCGCCACAGAGCGGAGCUUGCCAUACGCCUUCCUCGUCAUGGACCUCAUCAUCUCCGCCGACAUCUCCAUCGCCGGCCCGGAUACGAAGAUGACAAAGAUUUGGAUCAUCCAAGACAGCACCUUCCGGAAGAAGUCCGGUGACGGAACCGGCGCUGGACCGAGUCGUGCCCGUGCCCGUGCCCCUGCCUCUGCUCCCGCCAAGGCGUCCUUACAGUCCAUAGCCAAUACUCUGAAUCGGCUAACCCUCACAGUGGAUGGCAUGGGGCAGUCAAUCGAGCGGAUGGAUUGGACGCUGCAACGUCAACACCAUGACAUGACAGCGUUCUUCUGUGGCAUCAACUAUGUCCCGCCGCCCUUUGACAGCACCAUCCUCGGCCAGAACUAUGAAGGCGAGGACGAGGAGGAUGACUCCUAUGCUCCGUCCUCCUCCCCCGACGAGGCCGAUUUUGAGGACGCGGUCGAUGGGGAUCCCAUGGACGUUGAGGAUGACGAAGAAGACGAUGACGCCGAAGACGAGGACGCCGCUGCCUAAACUCUUCUUCCUUUUCCAUCCUUCCUAUGAUUGUUUUUUAUUAUUUCCAUUCCGUUCUAUUCCACAUUUUCUCCUUUUUCAUGAAUAAAAGUUUACUUUUAUACUCCAAAGUUCACUUUUAAUUCUUUUUGUUAAUGUCAAAAGGGGAAGAUAUCAAGGUUAUGCAUAAAUUGAGGGGGAAUUA